Molecule: messenger RNA, 3189 nt
Organism: Zerene cesonia (dogface butterfly)
Lineage: Eukaryota; Metazoa; Arthropoda; Insecta; Lepidoptera; Pieridae
Gene: PEK
Product: eukaryotic translation initiation factor 2-alpha kinase
Exons: 15
Coding region: 163-2928 (921 amino acids)
Biological process (GO): protein phosphorylation
Molecular function (GO): protein kinase activity; ATP binding; protein binding
Source: RefSeq, a predicted model, not a curated record
UGACAACUGACAGUUUACGUGGAAGUGUGUGAGUGAUCGUCUGUGUUGUUUAUUUUGUAGUCUUCUCAAGUUAAAACUUGUAAUUUCAAAUCGAAGUUUCGUAAUAAAAAACUCCCGUGUGAAGGGGUUUGCGAUGUCCACAUAUAAUUUAGCAAUAAUAAUAUGUCGGAUUGGUAUUGGCGAGUGAUUGCCUUGAAGGCGGCUUUCGUGUUAUCAUGUUUUGUUUCUUAUAUCCGAACUGAAGAUACCAUCCAAAAGUUACCAUACUGCAAUCCCCAUAUUGCAAAAGAUGCACCGGUAUACAAUGACUUUGUUAUUGUGAGCACACUUGAUGGACGUUUGACUGCUUUCUCAACUGAAAAUGGAAACACGGCUUGGUCACUGGACACACAGCCGCUGCUGUCGUCUAAUUUACACAAUUUUGAGCUUAUGGCAAAUGGGAAAAGGGUACGGUUAAUACCUUCACUCCGUGGCACUCUGUACAGUUUGAGUGGGGACACGUUAGAACCUUUGCCGUUCGACGCUGAGCAACUGUUGUCUUCAUCCUUUAAAUACUCAGAUGAUCUGGUUAUUGCCGGCGCGCGGGAAACUCUAUGGUUGGGUAUAGACGCACAGACGGGUGCUAUCAUAUACGAAUGCAACUCUUCGGGGUGUAACAGUGAGCAGGAGAUAGCGAGCGCCGGUCGAGAUAUACUGGUGCUGAGGAGGCUCUCCAGCACUGUGAGGGCGUUGGACCCACGCUCUGGGACUGAGAACUGGAACUUCAGUGUGGCGGAACAUAACCUGGCUCUCAGCCGGCGUGAAUGCGCGGGGAAGCAGACGACUCCAGUACCAGUGACGAUAGCGGUGGCCCUGCCGGAGGGUGUGGUGGCGGUCCGUCAUCCGGACUCUCAACUCACGAUAUGGCAACAUCAGUUAGAAGCUCCGGUAGCGAACAUGUGGCGGGUACAAAAUGGCGUGGUAGAAACUAUGGAUGUGUUGUGGGAAGCGACGCAUGCCAUCGCCGACAUGGCGGCGAAACCACCAUCCAUAUACCUUGGCAUUCAUAACACACAGCUGUACAUACAAGAAAGUGCUCUGUAUGCCCGAAAGCUGGAAACAUCGAUGUCAACAAAACCGUUGCCAUGGAAAGUGAAACAGUCCCGCCCUUUGCUAGGCGACGGAACCGCUUUGCAAGCGUUGCCAGAUGCGGAGAACACUUUGUCUAUGGUUGCUUUGUAUGGCAACACCGGGGUCCAGGAAAACCAAGGAUUCUUCCUCUACCUGCAAGAAACCUGCGACCAAGCUGUCCAAGUGGCCGACGAGAUAACGCAACCCGACAUAGUCCUGCCCAACAAUAGCGACGACACGCCCAACCAUCACCACGUGCACGUCCACGUGUACUCGCUCUGGUUCUGGUGGAAGGAGGUACUCCUGAUCGCGAUCAGUUCCGCCCUGCUGAUGAAUCUCAUGAUAUGGCCCAGGUUCUUCGCAGCGAAGAUUCGGCCGACGACGCCAUUGCCGAUAAACCAGGAGUAUAUAGUGGUCGAGAGGCAUUACGAGAGGCAGAACCAGGUUGCGGAAUAUUCCGGAAGGUACGAGAACGACUUCACCCCGCUGCGGUGUUUGGGGCGCGGCGGGUUCGGGGUGGUGUUCGAGGCGAGGAACAACAUCGACCACCAGUCGUACGCCGUCAAGAGGAUCACGCUGCCGAGCCGGGAGUCGCGGCGCGAGCGCGUGCUGCGCGAGGUGCGCGCGCUGGCCAAGCUGGAGCACGAGCACAUCGUGCGGUACUUCAACGCGUGGCUCGAGCAGCCGCCGCCGCGCUGGCAGGAGCUGAGGGACGCCUAUUGGCUGCGGGAAUUAGGUGGCGCUUCAGUGAUGUCGGAAGGUACAUCGCCACAGAUAGACAAGUCACCAACUAAAGGUGACGCGGUGACUCUAAACAUUCAUAAGUCUAUAGAUGACUGUAUUGACGCGUUGGACUAUGACAAGAAAGAACCUAAGCGGCUCAGGUCCCUGAGUUGCAACGAUUCCUUCAGUAUAGUGUUCGACGAGAAUGCAUCAAAGGACGCCCACCUAACCGCGAAUACUCCGGACACGAACAAGGGCAGCGGGGACGAUUCCUUCAUAGUGUUCGCUAAUAGCCAGGACACAAAGGGACUGUCCCAGGCUAGACAGGAUCUGUCCAAUAAGCAGCUGGAGAAGGUUAAGGAAUGUGGCAGUUACUCGAGCGGGAGUAAGAAGAAGAAGGGCCACACGCGCCACUGGUCGUUGGACAUGUGCGUGCGCUCGGGCGACGCCAGCAAGAUGUACCUGUACAUACAGAUGCAGCUGUGCCGCCGUGACAGCCUGCACGACUGGCUGCGGGACAACCGCACGUGGGAGUGCCGGCGGGACAAGGUACAAACGCUCUUCAGUCAGAUAGUGUCGGCGGUGGAGUACGUGCAUUUAGCCGGUCUGAUCCACCGAGACUUGAAGCCCAGCAAUAUAUUCUUCGCGCCCGACGGCAAAGUGAAGGUCGGCGACUUUGGCCUGGUCACGGCCAUGGGCGACUCGCAGGGGGGGGAGCCCGCUGACAACUCGCACCCGAACGGUGGCCACACGCAUCGAGUUGGUACCCACUUAUACAUGUCUCCAGAACAACUCCAAGGUCUACCAUAUAGCUAUAAGGUGGAUAUCUACUCUCUGGGGCUGGUUUUGUUUGAGCUGUUACACCCUUUCGGUACUGAGGCGGAAAGAGUGGACUGCUUGCUGCGAGUGAGGAAGGGACACUAUCCCACUCACUUUGAACAUAAUUACCCGAAUGAGACCGAGGUGCUAAAAUUAAUGCUUAGCACGGACCCGAACCGACGACCCACGGCCAGCGGGGUCAAAGCGAGAGCGCCACUAUACCAAGCUACCGACGAGCAGUGGCAUUUCACGCUACCUACCCUCAUUUCUGCUUAAAAUUAAUAUUUAACAGCAAAAAAAGUCAUUAGAUUUAAAUCCUGACUAUAAAUGAAUGAUUGCAUAAUUUAUUUCAGUAGGUUUUUGCGAAAUGUGAAAUUAACAUGACUAUAAAAUAAUGUAAAUUUAAAAAGCAUUGAAUGAAUAUAGCGUAUAAGAUUGAUAUAGACAAUAUUACGCUAAAGUAUUGAAAAUCAAACUAUAAUAUAAGAUCAUCACUCAAUUUAUCAGCUUUUAUAAAAAUGUUGUUAAAAAGAAAAA